Molecule: messenger RNA, 4568 nt
Organism: Cimex lectularius (bed bug)
Lineage: Eukaryota; Metazoa; Arthropoda; Insecta; Hemiptera; Cimicidae
Exons: 3
Coding region: 551-4087 (1178 amino acids)
Source: RefSeq, a predicted model, not a curated record
AGGUUUUAAUUCAUUGUAAUUUGCUGCCUUGUGUUUAAUUUAAGUAGCAUAACUCAAUUUUGAAGCAGAACAGUUGGACUGACAUGGGACUGUCAAGCCCCAAUGUUCGACGAAUAUGGCGAGAUUAGACGGACCGCAGCUGGAUGAACUAUUUAUACGUGGGCGUAAAUUCCCCAAAGUUGACGUCUGUUUUAGUGACCGGGGCCGUCCGCCGGGUCACGCACGGUGCAGACGCUCCCUCGUCUCGGCGGCGUUAACCUUUCUUUUUUUCUUUUCCGACGUAUCCAGGCCGAGAUUCUGUCGAGUUUCAAGUUUUUGUUGUUGACUUCACACUUUGACAACAGUUGUCAUUUAUCGGGAGGCCGAGAGUUGGCUCGUUUUUCAUCCAAAACUCGCAGACCGAGCGCCCACCCGAUGAGGCCCUUUUAUCCUUUUAUCGAUUUGGAUUGUUGAGAUAUCUGCGAUUGGAUGAACUCUUGUGAAUGCUUAUCAUGGUCAUUAUUGCUGAUUGUCAUGGCGAUAAAUUGCUUCAUCAUGCAGCCAUUGGUGUAUGACAUCAGAAAUGAUCAAAUGGAUGGCAAUUGCUGAGGUGGUUCCGAAAAAGGAGGGUGAAGGAACUGGGACUGCAACUGAGGCAAGUAUCGCUUCAACUAUAAGAAGUUAUGAUAAAGUUUUGAGAUCAGCGCCAAAAAGGACAUAUUCAAAGUUGAAAAGUUUUAACUUUAGCGUACCCGAGGGCUGGUCGAACGACGAUAUAGCUGUGUUUUUUGACAGCUGCAAAAAACACCUUGAAGAUUUGAAAAACAACACAGAAGACGAUCUCAAGUGGUCGAACAUUGCAAAGAGCGGUGCAGCUGCCUCGUUGAACCCGAGCUGCUUCACAGUCAACCAGUGCAUUGAGCUCGGCCAGAGUGUAGACGCAUACAUUAAAAAGUACAAAGAAAUCUUGAAGAACGACGAAGUGUUCAAGCAGCUUUGCUGUGACGUGAAAGAGAUUUUACCACAUUUUACAUCAUCAGUUUCUGAAACAAAAAGGAUGAGACGCUGCAGCAGGAGCAAGUCGGCUGAAGAGACGAAUAGUCAAGCAAAAGAGAGUGUUUUAGAAAUGUACAUCAUUUCGAUAGGUAAACAACAUCUGAACCUUUUCACAACAAAAGGCUCGCACACACCCCAUGUAUGGAAGCUGAUCUCUAAGAAAGUCAAAGAAAAGACCAACAUCAACGUUGAUGUUGAGAAACAUCUUGAAAUGACAAAGAUGAAAAUUAUAAACGAGGUCAAAUCAGAGGCUGACCCGAUUCGCAAGGAACAGCUUUUCCUUGAGCUCACAAAAAACUAUUUGGAAUUUUUUGAUUAUAUUCCGCCCAAAUCGAUCAAAAAGUCUGAAUUCGUUCAGACGAGAAUGGAUCUCGUAGAGGAUGAAACAUUCCAGGAAGAUGUUCAAGACGAGGUCCUCUCUGAUUCUGAUAAAAAUGGCGAGAGGAAAAAAAUUUUCAGAAGACAGAGGAAGACCAAACUAGACGUUCAGGAGCCUUCAGUUGGAGCGGAUGUUCCGGUUAAUCUCACUCCGCCGGAAAAGAGUUGCUUCUCGGCUAAAAACCACAAUGAGGGGAAGGUACAGCAUGCAGGAAUACAAUACAUGCCUACUCCAGAAAGAGAAUUGGAUGAGAACGCAAGGGAAGAAUCUAAUACAAAUCAAGUAAAUACAAUAUCAAUAGACGAAGCACAGACUUCACCUAUUAGAAAGUACAUGAGAAGCUCGACAGUUGACGAAUCCAUCCCUGUUGAAAGCCCUGGCAAUUUAAUGGAAAAAAAUGAGGAUGAUAACAACACUAGUUCUGAAAUUAAGAUUGACACUUUGCCAAAAAGAAAAAUCAUGAAUGAUAAUCAAAAAGAGGUGAUAUCAGUUCAUUCAAAUCCUUCCAAUUUUGAUGAACCUGAAGCAUCACCUGCAGAAAAUAAAGACCUCAUGAGUCAGGAAGACAUGGAAACACCGGUGAAAGGAAGGCGUAAAAAGGCCAUCCCAAUGAGAGUAAAAGAAAACCCUGAUGGCUUAGAAGAAGGUUCAGUUGAUUUGAAAAGCACCGAGGAGAGAGAUGAUCAAAUUGAUCCUGAAGAUGCCGAAAAGGAAAGUACUGAAAAACACAAAAACAGAGAUUCAGAAAGUAGUAGCAAUUUGCAUUUGAAAACUGCCGAAAAGGAGAUUAAAGAAACUUCUGAAUUUGAUGAGAAAGAAACAACUGAGAGUAGAAAAUCUCAAGAUGUCAAUGACGAAGGUGAAGAGGUGGUGAAAAAGAGAAAAAGGACUAAAGGGAAUUUUGUGAAAGGCUGGCCUGACAAUGACGUACUGCUUUUUGUAGAUAUUUGCAAAAAAAAUGUUGACAUUUUAAAAAACGGAGGGAACGACAGGUGGAACGCUAUCGCAGAUUGGUGUUCUAAACUAUCUCAGAACCCCGAUUGUUUUAAUAAGGAAAGCUGCGCUGCUUUGGCCUUUAGGAUCAAGGUGCAGCUGAAGAACCCGAAAAAGGUAGUCAAUUGUAGAAAAGAGAGUCAAAUGAAGCUGUACGACCUGGCCUUCGACCUGCUGCCCUACUUCCAAAACGAUGAUCCUAAAAAUGAUUUUGCCCUGAAGGAAAACGCCGAGAAUUUGAAAAAAGCAAGUGAGAUUACUAAGGAGAAAGGAGAUGAAGAAAGCGUAGUUCAAGAUUCCCCAGCCCCUAAAGUAAAAAGAAAGCGUACGCGACAGCUUGUUCUUUCGCCUUCGAGGAUCAUGCCAAAAAGAAAUGUCAAAGAUCAAGAAACAGCAAGUGCAAAAGAAACUACACAACUUUCAGAAGAAGAGAACGAUAAAAUUGUUCACAAUAUAAAAAAUUCCUUUGUCUUAUUGACAAAAUGCGACGAAAUGGAAAGGAUUAUGGAUAAGGAAAGCCCGCCUGUUAAUUUAGACAUACAUUUAUGCGAAACACUCUCUGAGCUCCCAGUUAAAGUAUCCAAAGAGGAGAGGCUGAAGAAAAAACGUGGAAGACCCAAGUUGGAUAACAGUCAAAAACUUGAGAGCCACAAGGGUGAGCGAGUAGAUAGUGGAGAAAAAAGUCCGGAGCCGAAGGUUCCUACGAAAGUCAGGCGUUUUAAUAAAUCUCAAGAACCAGAAAUGCUAGAAAGACCAACAAAACCCAUGCGCAAACAUAUGCAGAAAGAUAAAGACCACCAUAGCGCGAGAAAAGAACCCGAGGAGAUCAAAGAAAUUGAAAUGAACGAUUAUGGAAAAACAUUAAAGAAAAAUUCUUCAAAAAUUGUGGAAUUCCUUUUCAAAGAGUCUCCUUACAGAGAUGAACUUACGUCAUCAACACCAAGAUCAAAUUUACGUGAACCUUAUUUACCAAAAAGUAAUCUGGAGGUGCAUUUCCACAAGGAAGGGAAUUCGAGUGUGAACGUUUUGAGAGAGAAGGAGAUACGAUCGCCAGAAGUAAGGCCUGAAAGGACGUUUAAUAAGUAUAUAAACAGGGAAGCUUAUGAUAACACUCCACCUAGUUUGAAAAAAAAAAUUGAAGAUUUCGUCGACCACGAAGUCAGGAAAAACGAGGAAGAAAGAAACCGCCUCCUAGGUCCAUACAAGGUAAAAUAUUGUGACAGAUACGAGCCUAAAAGUACUCAUCAUUUCCAAGACAAAGACGACUAUAGGAGAAGUUUGCCGAGCACGUCACACAGUUUUAAUAUUGAUGAGCCAAAGAGGAUCCCAAACAGGAGCCACGAAAGGUUCUAUCCUCUCCCAUCCCAGAAUAAUUACAGGUCAGAUUUGAAGAUGAAAGAGUUGACCAGGUACAGGCGGGACUACGACAGGUUUGAAUUGGCUGACCGGUUCCAACGCCAUCCCGAACAGCACUGUCACAAUUACGAAGACUUUGAAAUCGCACUCGGGACUGCCCCGCCGAAAUGGUUUCAGCGGUUUGCCAAAGAGUAUAAAAGCCAUGAGGAAUGGAGGCUACAUCAGCUAAUCAAGAUGCAACAAGAGCAUAUAAUUGUCGAAAAACAGAAAAUUGAUAUACUUAACAAGAUCCUUGACAGACUGGAAAGAGUAGACGAACAAUAACUGAAUUGUUCAAUUUAAAAAACAAUAAAAAUCUCAUUGAUUAGUUAAAAACAAACAAAUAUUUUAAACUUGUAAAUAGAGAAUAUAUUCAUAAAAAAAAGAAGACAUAUGUAUAAUGAAACCACAAGUUAUUUCAGAUUUUUUGAUAAGAAAAAAUUUUUUUAUGCUACUCAAAUAAAAAUAAAUCUUGUACAUAUAUAAAUAUAAAUUUGAAGUUGUAAAAUAAAUAGUUCAACAUUUGAAGCAUGAGCCAGAAGAAAUACAUUUAAAAAACUUUGCCAUUUAUCAUUUUGUACAAAUAAAUAAUAUUAAUUUUAUUCGUUUUGAAGUAAUACCUUUAUAUUUUGACUGUGUAUUCUAAAAUCUUUAUUUUUUUAAAUUGAAAUUUAAAAAAAUAAAUAAAUAAAACAUUAUUUGCUAAUUAAAAAAAAAAAAAAAAAUCCAUGCUCAAGAAUCGGACCCAGGCGAAGAACAGAAGAUG